Hyalella azteca is the source of this 4156-nucleotide messenger RNA. RefSeq names its product CCAAT/enhancer-binding protein epsilon. Gene Ontology annotation, molecular function: RNA polymerase II cis-regulatory region sequence-specific DNA binding; DNA-binding transcription factor activity, RNA polymerase II-specific. NCBI's taxonomy places the organism in Eukaryota, Metazoa, Arthropoda, Malacostraca, Amphipoda, Hyalellidae. Gene Ontology annotation, biological process: regulation of transcription by RNA polymerase II; DNA-templated transcription. The coding region runs from base 169 to 1074 and encodes 301 amino acids. The record is from RefSeq and is a predicted model, not a curated record. The transcript has 2 exons.
GCGUCAAGUGAGUGGGUUGUAGCAGCUAGCAUAGGGAGUGAUAUUCUGACUUGGCUGUGAGUGCCAGUGAGGGGAGACUAUUUUGAUCUUCCGAGUGAUCUCGCUGUUCUAUUCACCGACAUCCUGGAGGACGUGCGUUACGGAGCCGGGGCAUCGCCCUGCAAUGCAAUGGAAGCUCCUCAUCUAUACGACUCAGCUGAGUAUAAGAAAAUGACAGCGGCAGGCCUGAAAAUAAAGGGAUCGUUGUCACUGUUUUCGGACGAGUACGGAGAUUUGAGCGAAUUUAACACAUCCGAGAUCUCUUUAAAUCUCAAUAACCUCAUCGAUGAUACCAAUUUCAGUGAUGCUCAUUUUAACGAAGGCCUGAUCAGUGAUUUACAAAGUCUAAAUGUUGAUAAAGGUGCAUCACCUGUAGGCCAGCAGUUGAACAACAAUGGAUUAAAUCAGAUGGCACCCAGAGGAUUGUCGGCGAACCCAAUUAACGGCAACGUCAACAUGCACCCAAAUAUGUACAAUAAUACAUACUUGCCUCAACCCAUCCACAACCCCAAUCAGUACGAGCGCCACUAUCACCAAGACCAAAGAAAUAUUAAGGAAGAGCCUCGUGACCAGACGGCGCAGGACUACGCUGCCUGCGCUCGUGUCGCCUAUGCCAACAAUAACGGCUACGGUGGGGGACUAGUUCCUUACGCGCCCAUGACGCCCGUCACGUUGCCAGGCCCUGAUCUCCUUAAGUCUCCUCUCAAGUCCCCUGGUUGUCUAAGCUUGUCCAAGAACCUAAAGAAGAACGUCGCGCCUGGCACAGAAGAGUACCGGAGAAGAAGGGAGCGCAAUAAUAUCGCUGUCAGGAAGAGCAGAGAGAAAGCUAAAGCACGAUCACGGGACACGGAGGAGAGAGUAAAGGCACUGAGUCGAGAGAACGAGAAGUUACAUCGGAAGUGUGAGCUGCUGUCAAAGGAGGUGACAGUUCUUCACUCAGUCUUCUCACAAUAUCUGCCUGAACACGUGCACAGAGAAGUACGCAAACAAAUGGACUCCUUCCAACAGGAACACCAGAACUUACUUACCAUGUGAAACUCUUCCCCCCCGCCUCACGUGAUGGAUAAGGCGGGUGGGAUGAUACAAUCGCUCACUCCAUCACCUUCUCAUGAAAAUAAUCCUCUCCUUGAUAAUUAUAACGCACCUCCUCAAGCUCAUUCUGAAAUGGAUGACAUGUACGACUCGUCAUCCGAUAUGAACAACCCUGAAGUCCUAAGUCCUGAAGAGCGCCUCCCAUAUUCCGCUGGCGGAUGGGUAGAGCCGGGACCAAGUUUGGCAAAUGUCGGAGCUAAUCAGUAUGAUCCUAAUUUGAGCUGCAGUUCAGAUCUGCCUUUUAUUGGCUAUAAUCAUUCAAAUUCAGCUCAUUCUCCUUACAAUCCUGGGGCUGGUCUCCACAAUAGUGGCGUUGCUUGGCACAUUCCUAAGCCCACUUCGCACCCCUUUAAAUUUUAAUGUUUGUUAGUUCAAUCGCCCCUUGACCUCACAUUUCACUCAAAUACGAUUUUAUUCUUUAAGAGUUUGUAUUCGUGGCACCAGAUACAUCUUGAACGUGAUCACUGGAACCAAAUAGUAACAAUUUUACUUAAUUUACCGUGAAUCUUUCAUCUCGCUUGCUCUAUGUUGUAAUGGUCUAUAAAUGAUCUCAUUGAAAGUGAUCAUUCAUUUAUCAGCUUUGACCCUUUCUUUUCAUUCCAUUUCUCCUUGUAAUAAAUAAUACGGAAAAUAAAACUUCCUAGCAGGAAUACUCUUCUUUAAAUUCGCUCAUGUUCGUUAUUUUCCUACAUCACUCAUUUAAUUGUACUGAUAUUAUUUUAAUCGAAGGUCUCAUCGUUAGUGCGAGUCAAUCAUUCGCCGCAAGUAAGACCUCGAUGUCAGCCGUCGCUCCAGUCAUAGUUUCAGGUCUGAUAAGAGUUUCAAGGAAUCAACGUCCAUUUAUUUAUUUCAAAUCAUUUAGUUUUGUAGAAUUUGGAUCUUUAAAUUCCUCGCUUGAGUUGUUUACAUAAAGAGGUAUCCUCGUACAACUUAUGACUUCUUGUGCAAAGUCAAGCAAAUCACUGGUUUACUCUACUCAUUAUAUGCUUUGGUUACCGUAGAAUAUAUUUGUAUUUCGAGGCUUCUCUCCCCUUUAGCUGCUUUAUAUCAUUUCCAAAAUCUCGGGGCUUGGUAAAUCGGGGCGUCAUUGUCUAGAUAAUUAAAUCCAUUACUUUAACGCUGCUAAAUUAUUCUCGUAAUUUUUCCAUAACAUCCAAAUCGAAGACUAUGUCUUAGCGAAAAAUUACCUGUUAAAUUAAGCAAGUUUACUGAUUUUAAUAAAAUGUUAUUGUAUCCACUUCUGUACUUUAUGUUUUAUUUUAUUUAUUAAGGAUCUCGUGUUGAAAAGUAGCUUCCCUACUUGGUAUAGCGCAGCGACCUCUAGUUUCCAAUGACUGGCUGCUAAACACAAGUAUUGUCGCCUUAUUGCUUAUGGCCGCGUGAAAAAUAACGCUUAAAGCAGCUCCAUGCCAAGCGCAUAAAGUAAUCACGAGGAAUAAUUCCAGCCUUCAUUAUAGAUUAAGAACGUCUUUUAUGAAGGCUCGCGUUCUAGGCGAAGUAGGCCUCGUGAUGCCUGUUAAAUUUUGUUCUGAGGGCUGUGCAGGCUUCUUUUGUUGUAGAUGUAAUUAUGGUUGUGUGUACAUUGUGCUCAGAAAACUAUUUUGUUCUAUUUUACGAUGCGUUAAGAAUUUACACAUAAUUCAAUGCUUCUGAAUUAUAAAAGUUAAAGUUCCACAUUUAUUUGAAUUUUUAAUAACUCUUUUGCCUUAUUUGCGGAUGAAGGGUUUUAAUUGUGACUUGCAGCUUCUGAGAGCAGCUUGGGAUCGUGUUUGACAAAUUGAAAGUGAUGAUUUUAUGUAUAUUAUUUCACUAUUAUUUGUUUUAUUUGUGACUUUUCAUCUUGAACUUCGGUCAUAAGAACAUGUGCACAGUCUUCAUAGUUCUUUCAGAAGUGCUCUACCAAACGAAGUGACGUAGAACGCUAUUUAUAUACCUCCUGACUUUGUACAUAAUGCCUCGGUAGCUCUUCUUUUUAAUUAAAUAUUGAACUUUUUUUAAGUAGAGAUAUUUUGCUAGAAUAUUAUUACGUUGGUCGAUAUUUGGAACAGCAUUCACGGUUAGAAUCAUAGACGGAAUCAUUAAAUGUGGUGCCCCGUACCUGAUAGGCUUUUAUUGGAACAUUUUCUUAUUUUCCUGCUUGAAGAAUGUUGAAUUAAAUUUUAACAACAACAUAUCUAAAAAUUUUUGCCUCAUUCUUCGAAUCCUGAAUGUAAUUUUGAUGUCUUCCGAUGAUAACAAAUGUGAACAUAGCCAGGACGGCUGGCGCCUACAAUAAUAAUGUGUACAGGUGCCGUUUUAGUUGUUAAUCUCAUUGCACUUUAUUAUAGAUUUGCUAGGUUAAUUAUUAAUUAAUUAAUUUCUUAAUUAAUUAAUAACUAACCUAGUUAAUUACUCUAGGGUAACUGUAAUUCGUGCUUAUUUGUACUGACUCGCAGACGGGUUAGCAAAAUCAUUGUAUUAAAGCGCCCAAUUUCGGAUGCGUUUGUUGCAUGCUACGUUCAAACUACGAUUAAAAGGCGGUAAAUGAAGAUAAUAUUAUCUCUGAGACUUUUUUAAUAAAAUUUAUUGAAAAAGUUCCAGAGAUGAUCACUGAAGAACAAAUGUAUUAUUAUUUCUACUUUAAAAUGCCGCAUUGCACUUAAGCUUUACGAUCUUACCACCUUCUCAUUCUCUUUCUCUCACAAGAGAAACUCGAAUGGACGUAAAAUUUUAUUAUGAAAUAACCAAUGGAAUAACUAAGAUCUAAUGCAUAUUUAAUUAUAUUGUAGUUUGGCCUGGAGGUCACUUCUAAGAUACGUACAGAAGGAUGCGUCAAAGAGAUGUCAUCAGAAAUAUAUUCCUACUACAUGAGCGCAACGAUAACACCUCCAGAUUGUGCGCCAAAGCUGUUGUUCUGUACAAAUGUGUUAUGUCCCAAUGUUACAAUGGCCUUAGCAAGAUUCCAUUUUAUUAUUAUCGUCUGUUAUAAAAUCAAAGUAAUUUUUGUACUGAUGUUUACCAAGAGUAGGCAUAAAUAUGUUAUGAU